Colius striatus (speckled mousebird) is the source of this 1989-nucleotide messenger RNA. RefSeq lists its product as uncharacterized. NCBI's taxonomy places the organism in Eukaryota, Metazoa, Chordata, Aves, Coliiformes, Coliidae. The record is from RefSeq and is a predicted model, not a curated record. The coding region runs from base 1 to 1746 and encodes 581 amino acids. The transcript has 6 exons.
AUGUGGGACAUUCUAGGCACGCCACCGGACUGUUUCUCCGGAGAGUCUCCCAUCCCCAUCCGAUCACUGCAGGGGAAGAGACGGACUGGCUGGCGGACCAGAGUGUUUGUGUGUGAGUGUGUGGUAGCGUGGGACCCGCAGCGCGACUGCGGAGUUCUGAUCCGCGUCUCCGUUUUCCCGGGAGGGAGGCAGCUGGAGACGAGCGGAGCCGAGAGGUCAUUGUUUGUCUAUGAAAAUGCGUUAAAAGCCGUCCCCGGGUACCGCAGCCCCGAGCCCCCGCCCGGACGGAGGAGGUUCCCGGGAGCCGGUACCAGGCACGCGGCCGCCACCGCCUCCCCCGCAGGUGCACGGUGUGGGAGGGGCGGGCGUGCGGGCGUGCGCGUGUGCGCGGCCCCUUUAAGGGUUCGGCUCCGUUGGCGGUUCCGCGCGUUGGAUUAUGGCGUAGUCUUGGUUGUCGUCGCUGCUUUCAACCUGGACUGCGCCUUCCCGGUGCUCAAGGCGGGUGCGAUCCCUGGAGGCUUCUUCGGCUUCUCGGUAACGCUGCACUGGCAGACGGAGCGGCAAAAGCGCUGCCUAGCUGUGAGGAAAGGCAUACAGAAUAUGGGCAGGUGUCCAGGGAGCUUUUUACCUGUAAAGAUUUGGAGAACACAGGAACCCAUUCCUAACUCAGCUGUGCCAGAACCAGUUGCUGUUCCAACUUCAGCAGUGGAUGUUGCAGUUGCAGCUGUGAACACUCAUACCCAGACUGCUGACACCGUUGCUGUUACCACUGUGGACACUCAUACCCAGACUGUGAAUAUCGUUGUUAUGUCCACUCAGACUGCUGCUACAACUGUGGAUGCUCAAACCCAGACUGUUGCUGUUACAACUGCGGCCACUCAAACUGAGACAACUGAUACAAUUGCUGUUGAAUCAGAGUAUCAAUCUGUGCCAGUAUCAGUUGCCCCUGUACAGAAAAAGAAAUACACAAAAAAACCAGUUCGCAGCACUAAGGAUGAAGAUGAACAAGGGAUAUCACAGAGGGAAGAAGAGUUGGAGCCAGAGAUAAUCAGCUGGUCCUUGUCCCUGAGUGAACUGCGAGAUGUGCGGAAAGAUUACAGCUGUCACCCGGGUGAGCACAUUAUCACCUGGAUGCUCCGAUGCUGGGAAAAUGGAGCCCACAGUUUGGACUUAGAGGGCAAGGAAGCCAGGCAAUUGGGCUCCUUGUCCCGGGACGGGGGUAUUGAUAAGGCUAUGGGAAGGCCGUCACAGACCCUCAGCCUCUGGAGGCGACUUUUGUUGGGCAUGAAGGAAAGAUACCCCUUCAAGGAAGAUAUUACAAGCCUCCCAAGUAAGUGGACCACCAUGGAGAAAGGCAUUCAAUAUUUGAGGGAGUUAGCUGUGCUGGAGAUUAUUUAUAAUGACUAUGCACCCACAGACCCAGAUGAAAUCCAAUGCACACGAGUUAUGUGGCGAAAGUUCCUACGAAGUGCACCACCAAACUAUGCCAGUUCGUUGGCAGUUGUCUCCUGGAAAGAAGAUGAGAGGCAAACAGUGGAACAACUAGCCGCUCAACUUCGGCAAUAUGAAGAAAAUGUGUCUUCUCCCCUACAGGCUGUUGUUUCAACUGUAGAGAAAAUGUCAUGGAAGAUUGACCAAUUCAUGUCUCGCUCUCCACCUGCCAGUACUCCAGCUUUUAAGAAUUGUCCUGGUUUGAGCCAGGAUAGAGUUAAUUCCCGUGAGGAACCAGGAAAGGGCACAGCCUGAACAGCUGACCCAGGCUGGCCAGCAGGUAUUCGAUACCAUCCUAACCGUCAUGCCCAGGGUACAGGUGGGGGCUGGCCGGAAUAAGCUCUUGCCCCGGAAUAAGCUCUUCCGGGGGGGCGCGGGCUCUCGGUUGCUGGUCGGGAGCGGUCGCUUACGUUGGGUCCCGGGUGGUGAGCAACUGUAUCACUCACCAGUUUUCUUUGUAAUAUCCCCUUGUCUUUGUUAUACUUGUUACUCUUCAAU